Messenger RNA from Somion occarium, 2772 nucleotides. The record is from the annotation of a GenBank genome assembly. NCBI's taxonomy places the organism in Eukaryota, Fungi, Basidiomycota, Agaricomycetes, Polyporales, Cerrenaceae.
CACUGCUUGGAUAUAAGCGCCCAUUAUGUAGAUUGAAUUGAUCGCCGCCGCUAAGUUAAGCUCAGCCUGAACUCCACCCACUAUUAUUUCAUUUCAUUAUGACUUCUUCACGAAUUCCGGACAGGUCUAUACGUAUCUGCGCGGACAGAGGAGGAACUUUCUGCGAUGUACACGCAUCAUACCCCGACCCAGAGAAUUCAAAGGAGAGGAAGGAGAUAGUCGUGAAACUCUGUCAGCAAUUUCCCAAACUUCUUGUUAUGAUCGUUUCUGAAAUGCGCAUUUCACACCUUCUUCGGCUCUAUGUAGUAUCUCAGGAUCCUAACAACUACAGAGAUGCCCCUACGGAGGGUAUCCGACGCGUCUUGGAGAUUGUGACUGGGGCGCAUAUACCCAGAGGAGAUAUCCUCUCAACAGAUAAGAUCGACUAUAUCCGCCUAUCAACAACGGUGGCGACAAAUGCAUUGCUUGAACGAAAGGGCCACAAACACGCACUCCUCAUUACCAAAGGCUUCAGGGACCUGCUUCUAAUCGGGAACCAGUCUCGCCCAAAGAUCUUUGAUCUGAACAUUAGACGAGCCCCACCGCUAUAUUCUGCUGUCCUCGAGGUGGACGAGCGUGUCACUCUAGUUGGGUAUACGUCUGACCCGAAGGCAGAGGAACAUGCCGUGCAAUUCGAUGCAGACGGUAACGUCACGCGUGGAUACAGAGGUGCAGGAUGGAAUGGCGAAGGUCUUGCCGAAGGGCCUGGAAAGAUCGUGCAAGGUAUUUCAGGGGAAGCCGUUAGGAUUAUGAAGACACCAGAUCCUGACGCAGUGAAGAAGGAUCUACAGGAACUCUAUGAUUCCGGUUAUCGCUCCCUGGCCAUCGUCUUUGCACAUUCAUACACGUUCCCAGAGCAUGAACUGCAAGUGGGAAAACUUGCCCGUUCGAUAGGGUUCACUCAUGUAUCUGCAUCAUCUCAAUUGCUACCGAUGAUCAAGAUGGUGCCCAGAGGAGUAUCGUCCACAGCCGACGCCUACCUGACUCCAAUUCUUCGUCAGUACCUUGAUGGGUUCUUCAGCGGUUUCGAUGAGAAACUCAAGGACGGAAGAGUGAAAAGUCCGAGGGUUGAGUUCAUGGGGAGUGACGGUGGUCUCCUCGAUUUGAACAACUUUUCUGGCCUUAAGAGUAUUCUCAGCGGGCCGGCUGGUGGUGUCGUAGGAUACGCGCUGACAAGCUGGGAUGAGACGAAGAGAUAUCCUAUCAUCGGUUUGGAUGUAGGCGGUACCUCCACCGACGUCUCGCGGUUUGAUGGGCGCUACGAAGUAGUAUACGAGACGACCACAGCAGGGGUAACUAUUCAAUCGCCGCAGCUUGACAUAAACACUGUUGCUGCCGGCGGCGGAUCCUGUCUAACUUUUCGAAACGGACUCUUCCUGGCUGGUCCGGAGAGUGCGGGUGCUGAACCAGGUCCUGCGUGUUAUCGAAAGGGUGGCCCGCUGGCUGUCACAGAUGCGAACCUGCUACUUGGCAGGCUGAUACCGGACUAUUUCCCUAAAAUCUUCGGCAAGUCGGAGAAAGAAUCUUUGGAUGUUCAGGCGUCGCGCUCUGCGUUCCAGGGUCUAGCCCAAGAGAUCAACGCCAGUCAAGCAAAGCAAUUGAGUCUUGAUGAUAUAGUUUAUGGAUUCAUCAAAGUUGCCAAUGAGACUAUGUGCAGACCGAUACGGGCGCUCACGGAAGCACGAGGAUAUGCGACUUCAAAGCAUAUUUUGGCCAGUUUUGGGGGAGCCGGCGGUCAACAUGCUUGUGAAAUUGCUCACCUGUUGGGAAUCAAAACCAUCCUGAUUCACAGAUACAGCUCCAUUCUUUCCGCCUACGGACUUGCUUUGGCUGAUCGCGCGUAUGAACUCCAAGAGCCCUCCUCAACAUUUUACACGAUGCAGAACCGUUCAUCGUUGAAGGCACGACUGGACAGAUUGGAUUCCGAGGUCCGCGCCGAACUGAAGCGUCAAGGCUUCGAAGAUGAGCGUAUCCACACGGAGCGAAUGCUAAAUAUGCGAUUUGAAGGCACGGACACAGCGCUGAUGGUUCUCCCGUCCGACAAGGACGGCGAUGGCCACGAGGACUUUGAAGCCGCGUUCAAAAGAGUGUAUAAGGCGGAAUUUGGGUUCUUGCUUGAGACGAAGACCAUCAUUGUUGACGACGUGAAGGUUCGUGGUAUUGGGAAAACAUUUGAUUCGCUCGGUGAAAGCGUGUUUUCCGAAGUUACCAAGCUGGAGAAGCGACCCGUAGAUCGCAGAAAGGCGGAUUCCACGCACAGCGUUUACUUCAACGAUAUUGGUCGCGUCAAAGAUACCCCCGUGUUCUUGUUCCGAGCGUUGGAAGUGGGAGAUGAAUUGGAAGGUCCUGCGAUGAUCAUUGAUAAUACACAGACCAUUGUGUUGAUACCUGGUGCGAAGGCCAUCCUAACGAGCAAACAUUUGUUCAUCACCUUAGAAUAAUGCUGGACACGAAGCGCUUGGCCCUGUGGAUUUAGAAUGUAAUAUAGAGGAGUAUCGGAGCUUCUGGAGGAAUGUAGCACAAGCAUGAAUAUAUUAUGUUUUGAAUGGUUCGUGACAAACAAAACACUUGUUUCUGCACUUCGCGUGUCCCGAUCACCGAUGAUGAAGCCAUUCUUCAGUCUCAGGGACUGCAUACGCGGAGCCGCAUAAGAGCCACAUAGUAUCGUUGUGAGCAUCCGACGCGUUUACUCAUCGUCGUAACCUUGCACCGGCCUCCGGGGUCGAUUCGGGA